UCGAGACAAAACCACCAGAAAAUGGCCAGGAGGCGAUCGACGGGGAGAACUUCGGGUCCCGUCGACGUCGACGUCGACAUCGACGGAAUCCCCAGCCUGACCCGAGCGAGCACGGGGACGGGGAAUCGCUGGUUGGUGCUGCUUGCGCGACCUCGCGUACGCUAUCAGCGCCGCAGGGGUGGCACCCCACCCUGUGCAAUGGAGGUGCUCGACGAAAUGUCGAACCGGACCUUGACGCUCCAGGCUCAGCAGUGCACGCUCCACAGGCGAUCGACACAAUGCCUGAGUGGAGCAGCUGUCUCUGGGGUCGGCUGCUCGGGCGUGCCCGGUAUGCUGCUGCGCUUGUACUAACCAUCUUUGAGCACUGCGAUCUCUUCCCGUGUCCAGCUAUCUUUGAAGAACACAGGUUGUCCCUCAGUAGUCUGAGCAGCAGCCGUCGCUCUGGAUACAAGCUCAAAGCCGCAACCUCAGCCAGGCCAACGGGGCAGCCAUUCCGAGUGAGCAACUGAGCAUUCGAAGCUUUCCCAUUUCAGGCAAUUUUACUAGUUACAUCUGGAUACAAGCUCAAACCAGCAAGCUCGGCUAGGGGCUGAUGUAUGAUAGCUAAUGAGGGCAGUCAUUCCUGUGACUAUGCCUAUCUGACGAGCAUUGCAUUGCUUUCUCAUUCCAGUCGGAUCUAGGUAUUCAGAGAAACCCAAAGGGAAAUAUCUGGACCGCUAUUUUGGUUAUCGCUCUGGACGCAAGCUCACUCGCAACCGUUUAUGGUUAAUGAGGCAGCCUUCCCGUGUGACUGAGCGUUGCAUGCUUUCCAUGCCAGAUACCUUCUCCAUCCAAGAAACUCUUACCUGAUGCUCCAGAUGGAGGCAUAGAGAGCAACUGAAAGCCUGAGACUUUAGCAACCACAUGGCAGACAGUGGGCAGUUCGUGGUCACCAUUGGUCUGACGAACAUCAACACCACGAGGCAAGAUCCCAUCAAUGUCACAUUCAGCAGAAAUUUGUUACCCUCUUGCCAUGUAUCCAGCUCCAGCAACAAUGAUGAUUUUGAGCUAUUGUGGAGACAUCGUAAAUAUUUGGUACUUCUUGGAGUCCUAGCAGUUGGUGUGACAUACAAUGCUGGAUUAACACCGCCAGGGGGAUCGUGGACACUAAAUGUGGAUGGUCAUCUUGCUGGUGACCCUGUCAUGCAUGAUGGCUUUUCUGAACGAUAUAAGGUGUUCUUUUACUGCAAUGCAGCAGCCUUCGCUGCAUCUCUUGUCUUAAUCAUCUUGCUUCUCAGUAAGAGUGUGACAAGGAAGAGGAUGUGGCUCCACUCAAUGCAAUUAACCAUGAUACUAGACCUAUUCAGCCUGCUGGGGGCUUAUGCUGCCGGAAGUUUCAGGGCACUCAAAUCAUCCAUUUACAUCUGGGUUCUAGUCCUUACUGUUAUCAUAUAUGUUGGGAUCCAUACCCUAGUAUCCACAAGGUUUAUUCCAAGAAAAUUGAAACGGAAUCUGCAGAACAUGAUAAAUACAGUUCUAAUCAAACGGGGUUUCCUUGUGAGGCAAGUGAGCAUCCCUUUAGAGAACGUUGAGGAGGCUCGCAAGUUCAUUUUGAUGCUUGUAACUUUUGCUGCUACUAUCACCUACCAAGCAGGAUUGAAUCCACCGGGCGGCUUUUGGGCUGAAAACAACCAUGGUUCUAAUAAGCUGCAUAUGGCCCUUCCUCUUUACAAUCAUCAUCCGGCUACUUCUGUUCUCAAAAGUAACUACCUUCGUCGUUAUAAUAUAUUUAUCACUUCCAAUUCAACUUCCUUCGUGACAUCUUUGGUCAUAAUCAUACUACUUCUGAGCCCAAAAUUGAGUGGACAUGGAAUAAGGACCAAAGCAAUGAUUGUAUGUGUGGUAGUGGACCUAUUGUGCCUAAUUGUUGCAUAUGCUGCAGGAUGUUGUAGAGAUGUAGCAACAUCAUUCUAUGUGGUGUUUAUCAUCGUCAUAGUUUGGAUCUCCUUUGCAAUUUUAGCUGGAUUCUUUGUUACCAGGCCUGUAGCAAAUUGGCUACAAAAGGUCAAAUCAAGCAGCCUGUGGUGUGUGAGAAAAUUGGGUCGUGCACUUUCAUUGAGCUUUCGUGGCCACAGAUCAAGCAAUGCAGAGCAGGACAAUUCUUACGCAAGCAAUCAUCAACCUUCAGUCCGUUCAACUGAUGCACCUGCAGAAGAUAAUACUCCUGAGCCACAAGACCAGCCUGCAGAGGAACUUCCAAAUAUCAGAGAGGAUGUGUCCUAUGAGGAGCAUGCACCUGCAGAAGAAAGAAAUCAUAUUUCAGAUGAUGAAGAGGCUGUGGAUAACUCACAGCAUCUGUCAGGGAACAGCCAGCAAUCAGCAAAUAUCCAGGAUGUUGCGUCCAACACAGAGUGCCAGUCUCCAGAUGUCCAGCGUGUUGCAAAAAUGGAUGAGGAUGUGUCCAGCUCACCGCAUCCUGCUGGGAACUGUCAACGAUCAGAACAUGGCAUGGGUGUCGUGUCUAACUGGGAGUAUGGGUCUACAGAAGGCAAGCAAGAUGCAAGUAUGGAGGCAGCUAAAUCUAGCACUGAGCAAGAGUAUGACCCAUUACUAAGCCAAACUGCAAAUAGCAUGUGCCGUGUGUCAGAUGACCAGAAAAUUGCAAGUAUGAAGGAGCAUUCUUCAGCUGAUGAUCCCGAGAUCACUGUUCCUUUACCCAAGCAAAAUAUCUCAGCCAGUCAGAGUAAUGGAGACACUAGUGAUGACAUAGUGGAUGAAGGGUUUUCUGAACAUGUGGGAGCCGCUGGUAAUGCGGACCGUGCUGAACAAAAUAUUGUGGUUGAAGCUGAUAAUCCUCGUACUGAGAUUCGUAUCAGUGAUAACUAUCCUACACAAUCUGAGAAUGGACAUAUUGACAGCAAUCAAGUAGUACCCAAUCAAAAUGCUGACGGCAUUCGAACUGAGAAGCAUCUGAAGAAGACCCGCACAUGUAUGUUGCUUCUUGCCAUUCUUGCAGUAUCUCUGGCAUACCAAUCAGGCCUGAAUCCACCAGGUGGAUUUUGGUCAAGACGUAAAGAUCAUCAUUCAGCUGCUGAUCGCAUCCUUGAGGACACCCACCAUCGCCGGUUCAUUGCAUUCUUCUAUCUCAAUGCAAUCGCCUUUGUGGCAUCCAUUGUCAUGAUCACUUUGCUCUUGAACAAGAUGGUGAGCGACAAGGUUACCAAACGGCGUGCAUUGCCAAUAACAAUGAUAGUGGUCCUACUUUCCCUGACCGGAGCUUUUGCUUUGGGGAACUGCAGGGAGGCAAAGAAGACUAUUUUCAUAUCAGUGCUCGUAUGCAGUGUACUUGCUUAUGUUCUCAUUCAUGUCUUGAUAGCAGUACAUAUAAUUCCUCCAGGAUGGAGAAGGCAGGUGGCAGAGAUGCUAGAGCAGUCAGUUAGUCUUUUUUGCUCAGUGCCACGUCAAUCAGGCGACAACCAGACUGGGAGCGGUACUAGUGAGAAGGAGUUGGGAAGGCGGCGUAAUCUUCUAUUGACCAUUUCUAUUUUAGCUGUGACUGUCACAUACCAAGCUGGCAUGAACCCUCCAGGAGGUGUCUGGUCUGAUGACAAGCAUGCCACGGGAACUCCGGGCAAUCCAAUCCUUCAGGAUACCCAUCCAAAACGCUAUGAUGUGUUCUACUACUCAAAUUCAGUUUCAUUUGUGUCAUCUGUGGUCGUCACAAUAUUACUUGUGAAUAAGGAAUCCUGUGAGUAUGGAAUCAAGUCCUAUGCACUGCGAGUGUGUUUGGUGGCGGGCUUGCUUGGCCUCCUCAUUGCCUAUGUUGCAGGAAGUUGCAGAAAUAUUAAACAGUCCAUAUAUCUGAGCGCCAUUGCUAUGGGAGUUCUGGUCUCCCUUUUGAUUCAAGUUCUGCUCUCUUCGAUGCAUGAUACACUGGGAAAACCAUUGGCUAAGUGUCUAGGAUUUCUACACGAUCUUCUCUUCCAUGCAGAGGGUGAACAAGUAAACACUCUUGUGAGUCCAGAAGCUUCAGUUGACGUGAGGUCAGAAGCUUCAGUUGACGUGAGGCCAGAAGCUUCAGUUGUCGAAGAAGAAAAGGUGAGAAAGAGACACAAGUAUCUGAUGCUUCUUGCAAUUUUAGCAGCAUCGAUCGCAUACCAAGCUGGUCUGAACCCACCUGGUGGAUUUUGGUCUGAUGAUAAGGACCAUGUACCAGGCAAUCCCGUCCUUCGUGAUAUUAAUCACCGACGGUACAAGAUCUUCUUCUGGUUCAAUUCUUUCGCAUUCAUGGCAUCCAUUGUCGUCAUCAUGCUGCUGCUGAAUAAAUCUAUCAGGAAGAAGGCUGUGUCACUUGGGGUAUUGCACUUGAUCAUGAUAUUGGAUAUGCUGGCUCUCAUGACAGCUUUUGCUGCGGGAAGCUGCCGCAAAUUGAGGACUUCAGUGUAUGUCUAUGCACUAGUUGGCGGUGUUGUAGUAAUCCUGCUGCUCCUAAUUAUUGUGACAAGUGCAAUUGCAAAAUAUCGGAAGCCAAGAGAGGGAGGUGGGACUAACUCCCCGAGACGUCCUGAACCUGUUUCAGGAGCAAACACACCGGCAUGACCUGAAGUUUGAUGCUCCCUUUUUACAAGAACCCUAUUCAUCUAGGAAUCUAUAUUUCUGUAUUAUCUGCAAACAAUUUGUGUUUCUCCUAUCAGCAUUUUUCUUCAUGUUCAGAUUUGACUUGAACACCGGUGCCUGUUGUAUGUUCUUGGAAAUCAUUUUAGCAUGCUUGAAAUUUGAACUCAAGCCUUCGUCAUGUAAAGGAGCUACAAGCAGGCAAUGAGGAUUAUCUUCAUUAUCGUCA
This is a messenger RNA of Triticum dicoccoides, 4822 nucleotides long. RefSeq lists its product as uncharacterized. The coding region runs from base 904 to 4578 and encodes 1224 amino acids. Lineage: Eukaryota; Viridiplantae; Streptophyta; Magnoliopsida; Poales; Poaceae. The transcript has 5 exons. Gene Ontology annotation, cellular component: membrane. The record is from RefSeq and is a predicted model, not a curated record.